CCAAUACCCAUCUCCUCCUAUAAAUAAUUAUAAUAAACAAUUCACAAAGUCAGUGCUCAACCCAUUAUUUUUCUCUUUUCUUAUUACACUAAAAAAGUCAGCGCCGUCCUUUCUGCCGCUCUCUCUCUUGCAAAAGCACAGACGGGACAACAAUUGUUUUGUGUUUGAAAGUUUCAAGGUUGAUUUCCUGAUCUGAGAUGACAGAUUGGGACCUGUCCGCGGUGGUUAGGAGUUGCAACUCCAGCAUCACCACCACCCAAAAUGCCCUUCACCAAGACCCAUUAGCUUUUCUAGCUUCUCUACCAUAUGAACUUGAAAAUCAAGUACGCUAUCCAUUCCCCAAUUUUGUAGACACCACCACUAGGAAUUUUGAUUUUGAUGAAUUGCAAGACUUGUGCAUGCCCUUCUUGAUGCCCAAACCCAGAACCUCCUCCAUUUUCAAUGAAAUCCACCAUCAUCAGCCCCCACCACGACAACCCACCAACAAGCAGAAGCCCACUAACUCUGCUUUUGUGUUUGGAGAAUCCAGCAACAGCCAGCAACAGAGACACCCAAAAAAGCCAGAGAAAUCUCCAGAACAAGCACGAUCUCAGCCAUCCAGACCAAGGAAGAGGAAGAACCAGCAGAAGAGGGAGGUUUGUCGCGUAACAGCAGAGAACCUGUCAUCAGAUUUAUGGGCCUGGAGGAAGUAUGGACAAAAGCCCAUUAAAGGGUCUCCAUACCCAAGAAAUUACUACAGAUGCAGCAGCUCAAAGGGGUGUGGUGCGAGGAAGCAAGUGGAGAGAAGCAAUACGGACCCCAAUAUGUUCAUUCUGACAUACACUGGGGACCACACACAUCCGAGGCCCACGCACCGGAACUCGCUCGCCGGCAGUACUCGGAACAAAGUUCAAAAGACCGGAAACAAAAACGACGCAGCACAGGCCUCAAGUGCCGCGGCAGCUCCUGCGGACAGGGAGAGUGAGGAGGUUGAGGAGGAUGAGUUUGAGGAUUUCGAUGAUGUUCUGAUUCCCAACUUGGCUAUCAAUGAUGAUCUCUUUGCGGAAUUGCGAGGACUUAGUGCUGCAGGAGCGGUUGAUGAGAACUUCACUCCGUGGUCUCCUGGUAGCUCCGCCGCCACGGCCGGUGCAGGUGGUGGCUAAGGGAGGGAUUGCGGUUUAAAAAAUUUGUUUUUUAGGUGGGGGUAAAAAUGGGUUUUAAUGUUUUUUUUUUCUUUGUCAGCGGGGGUAAUAUACUUGUAAAUGUCUUAGGAAAAAAUGUUUGUUUUAAGUGAACGAAAAUAAGGAAAAUCAUAAACAUGUAGUACAUUUUGUUGAUGCAAAAUUGUGCACAACUUAUACAUCAGCAACGAGAAAGAUUGUUACGUUGAUGGUGAACUUCUCCAAUCCUGCAGGAACAAAGAGAGGGCAAUCUUUGACGAAUUGUUGACAUUCGGACGUUUAAGUUAUAUGGUAUAUUUCUCAAGAGUAAUUCAAGAAUCAAAUGUUUCAAUUGUCUCUGCAUACCUGGAAUGAAAACAUUCCUUUUA
Messenger RNA from Tripterygium wilfordii, 1528 nucleotides. Its product is annotated as probable WRKY transcription factor 27. Bases 198 to 1142 code for a protein of 314 amino acids. Gene Ontology annotation, cellular component: nucleus. NCBI's taxonomy places the organism in Eukaryota, Viridiplantae, Streptophyta, Magnoliopsida, Celastrales, Celastraceae. Gene Ontology annotation, biological process: regulation of DNA-templated transcription. Gene Ontology annotation, molecular function: DNA-binding transcription factor activity; transcription cis-regulatory region binding. The transcript is spliced from 2 exons. The record is from RefSeq and is a predicted model, not a curated record.